Messenger RNA from Rhipicephalus sanguineus (brown dog tick), 1974 nucleotides. Its product is annotated as cation-independent mannose-6-phosphate receptor-like. The coding region runs from base 108 to 830 and encodes 240 amino acids. Gene Ontology annotation, cellular component: trans-Golgi network. Gene Ontology annotation, molecular function: D-mannose binding; signaling receptor activity. NCBI's taxonomy places the organism in Eukaryota, Metazoa, Arthropoda, Arachnida, Ixodida, Ixodidae. The record is from RefSeq and is a predicted model, not a curated record. The transcript has 8 exons. Gene Ontology annotation, biological process: lysosomal transport.
GCCUGUUUGUCUUCAAGUGGAAGUCUAGAACAGCCUGUCCCCUUGCAGAGGACAGUGUUGUGCCUGAAAACGAUGGCAUACUUGUGGAAAAGAGGCUGGGCCUUGCUAUGAACUUGUCUUCACUAUUGAACAAUGCCUUCAAUGUGUCCGAGAGCCGAGGCAAGGACAAGUAUGUCUACAUGGUGAAGCUGGGAGGACCCGUCAUCACUGGCGUUCCUGGAGCGUGCACCAAGGCCAGCGUGUGCCAGUCCAAGGAUGCCACUGGCUUCUACAGGGACAUUGGCAGCUUCAGCACCAAGAAGUUUGUUGUCCGAGGAUCAGAGUUGCUGCUUGAAAUGGAGUCCUUGGUCAGCAAGUGUGGUCGUACAAAUAACAGCGUCAAGUCCAUCAUCAGCUUUGAGUGCUCUAAAUCUGCUGGCCUGGGCUCUCCAGAGUUCCUUUACGAAUCCGGAAAAUGUCAUUACCUGUUCCGGUGGGCAACAGUCCAGGUGUGCCACGAUGCUCUCGUACGGCUUGUCGAACCAGACUCGGGUCGUCUUGUCGGUCCGGCAUCGGUGUCGUCCAGAACCACCAUUGGGAUUGUCAUUGCUGCCGUUGUUGUGUUUGUACUUGCAUCGGCAGGCCUGUACCUAUUGAGACAUAAGUUGAGGGCCUUGGUCGAUCUCACUUGCUACAAGUCCCUUAGUGGAAUAAGGGUUCCGCAAUACCACUAUUCAAAGACCACAUCUCAGCUGCGGAGCACAGAUGAAAAUGGAGACACCGAACUGCUGACGUCGGGGUCCUCACUGAACUCUGCGGACGAUCCUUUAGACACUCAUGUUUUAGCGUAGGCGACCAUUGUUUUAUAUCGUCGCCUAAUUCUGUCAUUGCGGGGCUCGUGACUGAAACCGGGAAGGCAAGCCUAAUUAGACACGAAUCCUUUCUACAGUUUGAUUUCGUCGCGUAGAUUGACCAGUUCCGUGUGAGGCUGUAUGGUUUUUCGAGUCCUUUAGCCAAGGCAUUUUUUUUUUUUUCAUUUAGGUUGUAGACAGAGCGGGAAGGAAAGGGCCACGAAAAAGAAUUGCUCCAUCGUUGUUACUAGCAGCAGGGUGGAAAUUGCUGGAAAAGUUUCGCGACUUGAUGCGGCCACCGCGGCACGUAUGUGUUUGAACACGUUGACUGUGAUAACCGACCUCGCAUUGAAGCGGCUGCAACCCAUCGCAGCAUCUUCCGUGUUGUGAGAUUUCUAAGCAAUCCCAGCUUUACCAGAGCACAAGACUUUUUCUUUUUUUAAUCUCCUUGCACUUUCCUCGAUGUCGUUGGGUAGAGAAAUCGAGGGAUGCGGCAAAUUCCAUUUUCUCUUUUUCCAUUGCCAUUGUUCUCACUUAGUUUCGAGCUAGUCUCAUGUUCUCUGUAUUAGGCUCGAGCUGGUCUCAAUGUUACUAUGCACUUGUUCCGGCCUGGACGCUUCCGUGACUAACCCCGUUAGUGCAGCUUCCUGUCGUCACCACGCCUACCCCGCCCUUAUCGUUUACGAUGGACUUGCCCUCUCUGGUGGGACAGUGUGCCUUGAUCUAGUCCAUGCUGACUCACAUAUACUGUACGACGGUUAAGUGCGCUACUACGGUUUUGUACGCUUCAUGCCAUGUGAUAAAGUACGAUAGACAAGAGGCACAAUCGCUGGCAUUACUAGCCAAGACUAAGUGUUUUCACUUCUAUUUCUCAAGCCAUAGUUAUUUAGUUGAAGUAUGUUUGUGGUUUUAUGCACUUGACAUGUUUGCAUUCCAGGCUCAAAUUGCGGAGUGCUUGGCUUUGUCAAGGUCAGCGUCGUGCGCUAGAGUAACCAAAAAAAAGCAGAAUUGUUGUUCUAUUCUUUUUUUUUUCUUUUAUCUGCACAAGGCAUGCAGACAGAGUACAUAAUUGACUAGACUGUUACAUGUAUAUAUGCAUUUCAUGAGAGUGAGGUAUGUUUGAAUAAAUCUAAUUUAUUAUACA